This is a messenger RNA of Coturnix japonica (Japanese quail), 1709 nucleotides long. It is a transcript of the gene MRPS30, whose product is annotated as mitochondrial ribosomal protein S30. Gene Ontology annotation, biological process: translation. Gene Ontology annotation, cellular component: mitochondrial large ribosomal subunit; mitochondrion; ribosome. The record is from RefSeq and is a predicted model, not a curated record. Lineage: Eukaryota; Metazoa; Chordata; Aves; Galliformes; Phasianidae. Gene Ontology annotation, molecular function: structural constituent of ribosome.
GCGCCGUGCCCUUCCGCUGUCUCUCAGCUCUGCAAGAUGGCGGCGUGCAGGGGGUGGCGGUUGAUGUGGCCCGGCCGCCGCUGGUUCUCUCAGGACCCGUCCGUCCCGCCGCCCGCCCCCGCUCCCGCCCCGCUCUACCCCCCCAUCGUGGCGUCCCACACGGCGAAGAGUAAGGCGGCUAAACGGCGCCGCCUGGAGCUCUUCUACCAGCAGGUGCACGAGGCUGCCACUAUCGAGGAAAAGCUGCGGCUGUACGGGAAGCUGCAGCGCCCCAAGUACAUGGUUUACCCGCAGACCUUCGCCCUCAACGCCGACCGCUGGUACCGGAGCUUCACCAAGACCGCCUUCGUGCCGGGGCUGCCGCCCGCACCGCCGCCAGCGGCCGCGAAAGCACCCGAGGCUCGGGCGGGGUCCGCGGAGGCCUUGCAGCAGGGAACCACAGCGGAGGCCUUGCAGCAGGGAACCACAGCGGAGGCCUUGCAGCAGGGAACCACAGCGGAGGCCUUGCAGCAGGGAACCACAGCGGCUUCGGGGCCGGGAGCGGCGGCACCGGGGGCUGGAGGUUCGAUGGAGCCCCCGGCCGAAGCGGCAGCAGAGCUGGACAUGGGAGCGCUGCGGGACCUCGCGUGCGACGCGCUCCUGCAGGAAAGCUUCUACCAGAACAAGAAGCGGCCGUUCCUCUACCGGGACCAGGACCACACGCCCGCGCCUUUCCUCACACAGCUUGUUUCCUCUCUUGCCGCUUUUCUGUGCAAGCGCAACCCGCUGUUGGCUGCCUCCUCUAUGGACCUAAACCCCGAGGUUAACUAUUACUGGCAUCAUGGCGAGGAAGUUGUUGUUCAUGGACAUCGAAAAGGUAGAGUCGAUCCUGUGCGAUUUCAGAUAGAUGAUAAGCCUCACCUCCAGAUCCGUGUACCAAAGCAGCUUCCAGAGAUUGUACCACUGGAGUCAGAUCUUGGAGAUGUUCCAGUUAUUGAUCACAAACCAUCCAAACUGCCAUUGUUCAAAAAACAGUAUGAAAACAAGGUAUUUAUAGGAUCAAAGGUAGCAGAUCCAUGCUGCUAUGGCCACACCCAGUUUCAUCUUAUUCCUGAUAAACUGAAAAGGCAGAGGUUUAUAGUAGCAAAUCUUGAGGAUCAGAUUGAAGUUGUUUAUCGAGCUAAUGGCAUUGCAAGUCUCUUUGCUUGGACAGCAGCUCAAGCAAUGUAUCAAGGGUUCUGGAAUGAAGCAGAUGUGACUCGUCCUUUUGUAUCACAGGCUGUAGUGACAGAUGGAAAAUACUUCGCUUUCUUUUGUUACCAGUUAAAUACUUUAGCAUUAACUGCAGAAACAAUUCAGAAAAGCUCUCGGAAGAAUAUCUGCUGGGGAACUGACAGUAAGCCGUUAUAUGAUGUCGUUGAAGAUGGUAGUGUGAAAGGCUUUAAUGAUGAAGUUCUUCUUCAGUUGGUUGGUUUCCUGUUAAAUAGACCAAAAGAGUUAUAAAACUAUAUCCCUGUUCACAUACCUGAACUUCUAACUCUAAAGUAUGGGCUAGAAUAUACCAUUCUUAGCCAAAUAUGUUUAGCAAACACAAUAUACAGACUUCAUUAUGUUUGGGACAUAUUACAUGCUUUUAAAUGUAUUAUACUGUACAAUGAAAAAAUGUCUAGAAUACAUUUGUCUCUUGUACAACAACUAUUAAAAGCAUAUUGUAUUCAAAGUCACAAGAA